AUGGAGAAGAACGAGACCUCCAGCAAUGAGCAUGAGCAUGCCAUUGGCAAGGAGAUGGAAUAUCCGGUCGACGACUACGUUCCAGGAAGUGACGAGGAAAAGAAGCUCGUGAGAAAAAUAGACAUGUAUAUCUUGCCCUUGAUGUGGGUUAUGUAUCUACUUUCCUACAUGGACAGAACCAACAUCGGCAACGCCAAGAUUGCUGGCAUGGACAAAGACCUCAACCUCGAUUCUGGAAGAUACUCCAUCGCCCUCGUCGUCUUUUUCAUCGGAUACGUCGUCUUCGAAGUCCCCUCCAACAUGAUUCUUACUCGGACACGACCUAGUAUUUACCUACCGGCCAUCAUGGCACUGUGGGGUGCGGUGACAAUCGGCAUGGCUUUCACCCCUAGUUAUGGAGCUCUUGUUGGCUUUAGGGCAGUCAUGGGUUCACUUGAAUCAGGAUUUGCUCCUGGUGUGUUACUUCUGCUCUCUUCAUGGUAUAAGAAGGAGGAGCAGAGCAAACGUUUCGCCGUCUACAUAUCCGCUGCCAUUCUGUCGGGCGCUUUCGGUGGCAUCUUGGCCGGGUCAAUCACCAGUGGCCUUCAUAAUGCGCACGGCAUCGCGGGGUGGCGUUGGCUGUUUAUAGUCGAGGGUGCUGCCACCGUUGGUGCUGCCAUAGUUGCAUCUUUUAUCCUUCCUGAUUUCCCCGAGAACACGUCGAAGCUUAAGUUCAAUGACAGGGAGAAGGCAUUGGCAAUCCGAAGACUCAAGAGCGAUGAACAGUCUAGGCGAACGGAGGAAGAACCACGACUUGGCCACUGGGCAGCCUUCAAGCUUAGUAUGGUCAACUGGAGGACGUGGCUCUUCGUGGUUGGUUACAUGGUAAGUCGGACAAUCGACAUCACCCACAGUGUCGUCGCUAUUGUCGGAUCCUCAACCCUGUCCUAUUUUUACCCUACUCUCGUCAAAGGCCUGGGGUACGAGUCGACGAGUGCACAGUAUAUGACGAUUCCCAUCUUUGGUGUAGCGUUCGUGUGCACCGCUAUUACCGGAUACUUCGCCGAUCAGCACAGCAAGUGGCGCGGUCUGAUACUCGGUGCUUGGAUGACCGUGGCUAUGCUGUGCUCCAUCAUUAUCUGCGUCGUCUACAACUUCAAGGCCCGGUAUGCCCUUCUUGUUAUCAUGGCCUCUGGCCUCUGGGCUUCCAACGGUUUGGCCCUUUCUUAUGCUUCCGUCAGCUUCGGAAACAUGCCUACUGAGACAAGGGCCAUUUCCCUCGCAUUCGUCAACGCGAUGGGAAACCUUGCCCAAAUCUAUGGCGCUUAUCUUUUCCCCUCCACAGAUGCCCCCAAAUACCUCAUGGGCUUUGGUGUUAUUAGUGGUCUGUGUUUCACAGGUGUGGCUUCUUACAUUGCCCUCCACGUUUUCUUGAGGAAGGAACGGGAGUAA
Messenger RNA from Colletotrichum truncatum, 1431 nucleotides. RefSeq names its product vitamin H transporter. Gene Ontology annotation, molecular function: transmembrane transporter activity. The record is from RefSeq and is a predicted model, not a curated record. Gene Ontology annotation, biological process: transmembrane transport. Gene Ontology annotation, cellular component: membrane. NCBI's taxonomy places the organism in Eukaryota, Fungi, Ascomycota, Sordariomycetes, Glomerellales, Glomerellaceae.